AUGCAAGACGUGCCCGUCGCCACGAUUCAAACUCUGCGACUCCUUCGGUCAGUCGAUGCCCGGGUCUGGCGAUUGGGUGAGGAGCUCUGUGACGUCCGUGUUUUGGUCCAGGGCCACACGCCCCGACGAAGGCGUGGAAAUAGGAGAAAUCGAAGCUUCGGGAGGCUUCUGGUCGUAGCUAGACCGACCGCUAGACUGCUAGAUGCCCUUACUUCCAGAAUGUUUUGUGCUGAUGUUCGUAGAAUCCCAAACGCCCAAUGCCCUUGA
Molecule: messenger RNA, 267 nt
Organism: Symbiodinium necroappetens
Lineage: Eukaryota; Dinophyceae; Suessiales; Symbiodiniaceae
Source: the annotation of a GenBank genome assembly